Messenger RNA from Papaver somniferum (opium poppy), 582 nucleotides. RefSeq lists its product as uncharacterized. The coding region runs from base 1 to 582 and encodes 193 amino acids. The record is from RefSeq and is a predicted model, not a curated record. The transcript has 3 exons. NCBI's taxonomy places the organism in Eukaryota, Viridiplantae, Streptophyta, Magnoliopsida, Ranunculales, Papaveraceae.
AUGUGUUACCACCACACAAAUCUCUAUUCUUCUAAAUGGAGCUCCAUGAAAAACUUAUCUCCAACAAGGGGAGUGAGGCAAGGUGACCCACUGUCACUCCAUCUCUUCAUAAUUGUUCUGAAGGCUUUUUCUCGACAACUUCAAAAUAAACAGAUAAAAGGUAUUAAAAUUGCUCCAAGUGCCCCUCCAAUAUCCCAUCUAUUAUUCACAGAUGAUUACAUAUUAUUCAUUAAUGCUGAUCUACAUAAUGUGAAUAAUCUCCUUAUAAUCAUUGAUGAUUUCGGGGCUGCUUCUGGCCAAAUGUUUACUUUUAGUAAGUCAAGUGUUUAUUAUAGUGUUAAUGUUCCUCAAAGAUUCUGCAGACUGCAUACUCGAAGAUUAAAGGCAGAGUGUCUGGCUUUCUUCGAGGCAGUUAGCUGGAGUAAUGAUUUAGGGAACACAUAUAAUGUAUUUGAAAGUGAUCUUAAAGAUAAACUAGCAAACUUCAGCAUGAAAUUUGGUGUAACUAGAGUUUGGUUUAAACACCCACCUACUGUUGUUGAGAGUCGAUUAUUGUUGGAUUGUAAAAGUAUUCCAGAUUAA